Molecule: messenger RNA, 1541 nt
Organism: Betta splendens (Siamese fighting fish)
Lineage: Eukaryota; Metazoa; Chordata; Actinopteri; Anabantiformes; Osphronemidae
Gene: cgrrf1
Product: cell growth regulator with ring finger domain 1
Exons: 6
Coding region: 92-1120 (342 amino acids)
Biological process (GO): negative regulation of cell growth
Source: RefSeq, a predicted model, not a curated record
CUUUCGGCCACCGUAGUUUUAGCCGAAGACUUCCUGUCAUGGCUGUCAUUGCUAAUGUUUACAGGAGGGCUUUUUAUUAAUUUAGCUUUUUAUGCGACAUAGCUGGUUAGAAAUGGCAGCUGUUUUCCUAGUGACCUUGUACGAGUACUCCCCGUUGUUCUACAUCAGUGUGGUUUCUUUGUGUUUUGUUGUUACCGCUGCCAUGGUGCUUGGCUGGUUUGGUUUUGAUGUCCCUGUUAUCCUUCGCAGCCAUGAUGAGAGAGAGUCUAUUCUACCAAAACCAGAGAAGCAAAUGGUUCAAGUGACAAAUCCCUUUGCCCUUGAGUUGGGAUCUGGGCCAGCAUCAGUCACUGAUGGCAUAUCGCUGAGGCUUUGCUGUUUGGAGCCCUGUGUCCUGAGCUGUUUCUGGGGCUGUGAGGUCAGUGCACUGUGGGAGGCGCUGCAGGCUCACCAGCAAGGACUAAAGCUAAGCACCCCUCAGCAUUUCCAGGAGGCUCUACACCUUCGUUACCACCACCACCAGAGCUUUCAUAUUGGUAGUGAAGACAGAGAGGAACUCCACUCACAGCUUCCUGUUGACCAGGGGAUCAAAGACUUUGGGUCGUUACCCAGGAAACACUAUCCUCUUGUGGCUGUGUUGAUGCUUGCAGAGCCAGAUGCCAGAGACAAAUACAACAUUGUGGCCAGUGUGACAGUUAUUCAUGUUCCAGAUGACAAGCACUGUCUUUCUGCAAGGGUUCUCUUUCAGCACCUUCUAACCUCACAAGGCAGCAUGUACGAGCUAAAGCCCCUCUUCAUGUCAGCUGACAGCGGGAGCUUCGGACCUCCUGACUCACAGCAGAAUCCUUCUCUCAGUGAGCACACUGAGGCAGCCAGUGAAGCAGGACUGAGACCAGUGUCACCAGAGAGGGAAGUGGAAGCUGAGGACUGGUCAGAGGGGACAAGCAGAGACUGUGUGGUGUGUCAGAAUGCAGCAGUGAACAGGGUGCUGCUGCCCUGUCGGCAUGCCUGCGUGUGCGACAGCUGCGUGUCACACUUCCAGCACUGUCCCAUCUGCAGGGCCUUUGUCAUAGAGUCGUUUGCUCUCACAUGGGAGCCAGCUGUGGAACAGGGACUCUAAACUGCCUGCAGCAAAAACAGUACAGUUUAGGAUAUACACCGUGGUAUCUCGUGGUGUUUUUUUUUUUCAAUUCUGUUUGCUGCUGACAAUUUUAGAUGAGUCACAAAUAUGCCUUGUUGCAGCAUAGGUUUUACCAUCAGCACAGACACUUGCAUACAUGUGGUUAUGUCUAUACUUAAAAGUACCACUGUGAAUGUAUAGAUGAGCCUUGUGACUUUUAGUUGAUUUUUAACUUGUAAAGUAUGUAGUUGGAUGUUUUCAUGUACAGAAUAUUUGUUCUCCACCUUGUGUAUUAUGAUUUGACUUUUUACAGGACCAGCUCAGUAUUUAUUAACUACAGCCAACUGGUUCCCAAUCUGUAAUUUGUGUACACGAUGGAUCUAGGCAGCUGUGAUGUGUAAGAAAGAUUCUUUUGACAAAA